AUGGAUCAAAACGCUGCCGAGAAGAUUGAAGAAUUUCCAUUGGAAGACUUCAAUUCAAUGAGAGACAAACACAUGGCGGAGAAGCAAAAAAAGAUUGAUAAUUACAUAAUGGAGCUGACCGCAACAAAGAACGAAAAACUCGAUGAAAGUGAGAAUCGCGAAGAAAAUGAUGCGCAGGAAUCGGAGAAGAAGAUGGCAUCGCUUCAGCCGAAUCCAUUGAAGCGCACCAGUCGAAAGUACUUUGAAAAAGUGGAGAUAUCGCAAUCGGAAAAGGAUAAAGGCGACAAUAGUGUAUGGAAUCUUCUAGAUUCGGCUGCUGCCCAAUUGAAAGCUCAUAUUGGAUCGAAGAGACGCUCGCGUUCACGAACCGCUGAUAAAGACGUUGCUAUAAAGAAAGAUGACAAUGAGAGCAAGGAGAAAGCUGAAGACAAGGUCCCUCAAAAUAAGAAUCGUCCAAAACGUUCUCGUCGAUCUGAAGUCGAUCGUCUUCUUCGAAUGGAUUUCGGACCAAAGGAAGGUGGAACACUGCAAGAACUCGAAGCCGCCAAAGGGCAAUUGUCGAUGGUCCCACGUCGUGCCUCGCUGCCCGACAAAAGGCUGACGCCGAUAAAAGUUGAGCGUAGGAGUGGCGAAAAUUCGGCUCGAAAACGUCGUGCUCCGCGUCGUUUCGCCAUCGACGACGAUGACGAGUCGACGGCGAAAAAGAAGAAGACUCAAGAAGUGCAAAAAGCAGACGUUGCCGUCAAUCAACCGGACGAGCCAAAACCGGCGGCGGAAGAGAAGAAAUCGGUGUCCGUCGAGGAAACCGUCCCAGUUUCCGAGGAAGAACUGAUUGCCGCUAAGACCGCUCGUCCAGUGAUUGUGAAGAAGCCACCAACUGUUGAAUUAGUGGACCUGGAAAAGGAGGAAAUGAUGCGAAUGUUGGAGGAUGUAGCGGAAACUGUCGAAGAUCUUGUUCUUUUCGUCGAAAAUGAAAUCGAGCCGCUGAUGACGCCGUAUGAUCAAGUAAGAAUGCGACAUUUGCUUGACCAAGAGCCCUCAACAAGCAACGGCCGAAGAGCGAAUGAGGAGCCAUACGUGCCAAGCACUACCAUUGAGAUGAAGGCAAUCACAUUUGUUCCAGAAGGUGCGGGUCCAGAUUUUAACACCUGGACGGUUAAGCAAGUCCACGAUUGGGUUCUUUACCUCACUAAUUCAAAACGCGUCGCCGACAUAUUCCUCGACGAGCUGAUUGACGGUUCAAUUUUCCCAAUAUUGUCGUCAGACGAGGCGAAAAACGAUCUGAAAUUGCCAUUCGGACCGCGCGUCAAGAUUAUCGCCGGAAUUCAAGCGUUGCAAAGAGUGCGCGACGAUCGAUUGCGUCGAGGAAAUUGA
Messenger RNA from Caenorhabditis bovis, 1374 nucleotides. Lineage: Eukaryota; Metazoa; Nematoda; Chromadorea; Rhabditida; Rhabditidae. The record is from the annotation of a GenBank genome assembly.